Messenger RNA from Linum trigynum, 3962 nucleotides. The record is from the annotation of a GenBank genome assembly. Lineage: Eukaryota; Viridiplantae; Streptophyta; Magnoliopsida; Malpighiales; Linaceae.
AUCUAGUAUAUAAAAAAAACUACCUUUUGUGCCAUUUUAUGAGCAACUCAAUUGAAGAUCGAAGUCUUUGAGAGAAUAACAAAACUUCAGAACACAUUCUCGUAGUAUUGUAACAAAGUCACGAACGAUGAGCUUUUGCAGCAUGACCACGAUCACCACCACCACCGUCAAGUUCAUGUGGCUCCCAACAAUAAUUCAAAGUUUCAAACCCCACAGGACCUGCAGAAUCAAUUCAAACGUCUGUCGGCAAUACUGCCACCGCCUGCGCAAUUAUGCACCUACUGGCUACAAACAGUGAACCAAUGGUACAUUUUUUGUAAGCCCAAUUCUGAUGUAACAUUGCUUUAACACAUGUGGGAUUUGUGGAGGCUGCUGCUGCAGCAACUUGCCUGGGUUUUGUUUGACUUGUACAGUUUCAACUCAUCCACUCUCUUUUAGCCCUGUUAGCUUUAUAAUGAUCUUGGCCUGGAUCUACACUCUCUUAUAUCAAUGGUGAAAAGAGUGUGAUGGUUGUAUCUAAGAGAUGAAUUAGGUUAAGGUUUCAGCCCCCGACAUUGUAUUGCCGGCGGCGGCAUACAGGGUGAUAGACCAGGCAUAUGCAUUUCUUCUUCUUCUUCUUCUUCUUCUUCUUCUUCUUCUUCUUCUUCUUCAUCAUCAUCACUGUUCCAUUCAUAAGCUUUCCUCCGUUUUAUCACCUCGUUGGUGUUUGGUUCCCGGGAAAGUUCGAAUUUUUAAUAUGUUUUUGUACAUGAAAAUGAAAACCCAAGAAAAAUAGUAGUAUAGUAUAUAUAUAGUAAAUAAAUUUAGGAAAAAGGGGGAAAGAGGGCCCGAGUCGAGCGUGUCUGAGUCAGUGAGUGAGUGAAGGAAAAUCCUCGAGACGUUCAGACCGGCUCCGGCACCUAGUAGUAUGAGAAUCGAAGAGAAGGCGGUGGCCGAAAUGGGAGACGGCGAACAACAGAAGAUGAUGUGGAGCAGAGAGACGAUUCCGAGAGUGAUGAAGAUCGUCGGGGCAAGGCUCCAUCAGAGAGACCUGGUUUCGCUGCUCCUCGUCAGCCCGUGGAUCCACCGAGCUCUCGUCUCCUACUCUUCCCUCUGGCUGGUUCUCGACUUCCGGGAGAAGAACAAGGCUGGCGAGCGCCUCAUAGCCGCUCUUUCUCUGCCGAGAUAUCAACAUUUGAAGGAGAUAAACCUAGAAUUCGCUCAAGAUGUUGAAGAUAGGCAUCUUGAAGUCCUUCGAACCGAGUUUCAUGGCACACUCCAAAACUUGGAGUGUUUGAACCUAAAUGGCUGCCAGAAGAUCUCUGAUAAAGGAAUAGAAGCUAUAACGAGCUGUUGCCCUAAGCUAAAGAUCUUCUCUAUUUAUUGGAACGUUAGGGUGACAGAUGUGGGUAUCAAUCAUAUGGUGGAGAACUGCAAACACAUAAGUGAUCUCAACUUGAGCGGAUGCAAGAAUGUAUCAGACAAAAGUAUGCAGUUAAUUGCCAACAAUUAUCCAGAGUUAACGUCAUUGAACCUCACAAGGUGCAUCAAGCUGACUGACGUUGGCCUGCAACAGAUACUACUCAAGUGCUCAUUAUUACAAACUUUAAAUCUUUAUGCACUUUCCAGCUUCACAGAUAAAGCAUACAGGACCAUAUCGAAUCUACCCCAUUUGAGAUUUCUAGACUUAUGUGGUUCACAGCUUCUGUCAGAUGAAGGCCUUACUUGUAUAGCAAAGUGCAAAGACCUUGUCUCUCUCAACUUGACAUGGUGCGUACGUAUCACUGAUGUUGGGGUCAUAGCUGUUGCCGAAGGUUGCAGAUCAUUGGAGUUCCUUAGCUUGUUUGGAAUAAUUGGUGUAACUGAUAAGUGCCUGGAAGUUCUUUCAAGUUGCUGUUCAAACACACUUACAACACUCGAUGUAAACGGAUGCAUUGGCAUAAAGAGGAGGAGCCGUGAUGAAUUGCUUGGCCUGUUCCCCUACCUCAACUGUUUCAAAGUCCACAGUUGAAUUGAAUGAAGUUGUGCUUCAAUUACAUGUAGGCCGCCAAUUAUUUUCAGCUGAUUGGAAUUAGGGAAGUGAAACAGUCUAACAUUUCUGUCUAUUAUAUUUCAUGUAAAAAAAGUAAAUACACUAUGAUGACGUUAGCAAACAUGCCCUUAUGUUAAGUUUUGUAUCCAAUUUGGUUAAUUAUUGUUGUGUUAUUUUAUCUUAUGUAUGCUUAGUCGAGGAAGACAUACUGAUAACGAUAAAUUAGUCAUAUUUCACGUCCUAUUUUUUUAAUUGUUUUAUGCCAAUUUCAUCAUAUUGUACUCAUGCUUGACUCAUGAUUGAUACAGAGAAGAACUCAAGUAACUGGAAUCCACCAAUUACUAAAGCCAACUCACGAGCAACAAACCCAAUGAACAAAGUAAAUCUUUGAUUCAAAAAUUGUUCGAUGUAUUACAAAGACUUAACAAGCCUUUUAUAGGCUUUGAAACCACCAACUAUACUAAGAAGGAAAGACUACUAAACUACAACUCAAAUAAGGAAAACAAACACGAAAAAGCCUUAAAAAAACCUUCUCCAACUCGGUUGCUUGCUGCCUAAGAAGCUAGCUUCAAGGGCAAGUAAGCAAAAUUGUUUCCAUACCAACUUUAGGCUCUUCGUUCGAAGGCGUCCAAGCUCAGUCAAGCUCAACCGAUUCCUUCACACUCAUUAACAAGUCUUGAACUUCCAUUUUAAACUCUCAGAUUCACUCGAAUGUCCUUCAAGUCGAAAGAGUAAGCUCCCAAAGUGGUGCCCCUAAACUGGCUUUAUACUUAUCAUUUUCAUAGUUUCCAGAAUUCCUUCUCCUCUUGCCAUCAUGGCUUCUUUGAGCUUCAAGGGGAUUGUGUUUGGAUCAUAUUUGAGGCUUGCAUCAUUUUAAACUUCACGACCGUAACUUUACAUGUCAUGGGAGCAACGCUUGCAUGUCACGGGAGCAACACCUAUUUCAACGAGUAUACAUAGGAGAUAGGGUAUUUUUCAAGGGACCUUACACUUUCAAAUUUAGAUAGAAUUUUGGAGAGAGAAAGUGAAAGUGAUAGCAAUAGAGUUUUAGAGUUUAUAAAAGGGAUGAUCAAUUGAGAGCAUUUUUCUAGAGAGCUUCUUUCUUGGAUUCUCAUCAAGAGGACCGAAGAUUUGGACAAAAGAGAAGAAGAUGAUUUCCUAAAAGAAGGUCUAUUUAUCUUUGUAUUCUCUCCACCAUCGUGAGCGAAACUUCUCAUCACUUGGGUGAGAUGAACCCUACUUUUAGGAUCAAUCUAUGAAUGUUUGUGAAUCUAGUAUAUGAAUAUUUUUUUAUCUAUUAUCAAUCGUGGUCCUAUAUCACUUAUCUUUUUGUGUUGGCCAAACUAAAGUGUUGUGGGUCUUUAACUAAAAAAGAGAAAUCCAAACUAAAGGUGUAUAAUUCAGAGUCAUCCGGGUUUGAUGUUUUUUGGGAAGUUAUUCGGGUUUGAUUUUAUUUAUCGAUAUUUUGACAUACAUAUCUCAAUCUCGUAAUCCCAAAUAGCACUCCAAAAUCUGCCCAAUCACAAUCCCUAAAAAUUAGUUGAUAUUUUAUAACACUAAAUAGUGAUAAAUUUGGUAGGCUAUUUGGUAUAUAAAAACCAAUAUCAAACUUCCGGUCCUCAGUAAAUAGUUUGUUUUGUUUAGAUAAAAAAAAGAAGGUUUUGGGGACAAACUAUUGUAAUACAUAUCCGAUAUAUGUAGGGGUGUUUAAAUGGUUACCAUGGUAAUUACCAAACCAAAUAAGCUUAAAUUUCAUUAACCAUGAAAUACAAUAUCAUAACCAAACCGUCCAAACUAAUACAACAACCAAAUUAACCAAACUAAAGCUUAAUCGGUUUGGUUAAUUGGUUAACCAAAAUAACCAAUAUAACACCACAUUAUCGUUAAGUGAGAAAAAAUUUCCGGUUACUGCAUCAAUUCACAAUUUAUAUAAUGAAUAACACAUAACAAU